AUGGUGAUUCCGAUAGCCGACAGUCUCUCUGACGACAAGUAUUGGGAAAAGGAAAAAGGUGUUAACGUGUUGCAUAAGAGGAGAGUAUCUGUUGAGGAGGAAUUGGACGAUGAUGUUUCUCGAAUAUCGGUGAAACCUGGUUGUACAAUGUUUAAAUCUAUUUUGAUACGGGUGAUAUUGGCAGUACUUUUUGUGGCUGUUGGAGUCGGUGCUGUCGCAUAUUCAGUUUUUAAUGCAGAAAAGCAUGACGAUUCAGAUGUAUUAAUAGAAAAAUUUAACAUAUACUUAGAUCAACAGUGUUUAAAUGGAACAAUUUUGAUUGAAUAUGGCAGUUAUCAGUGUUCACCCGCUGGCCACUGUUACAACAUUACAAAUGUUACUGAUAGAAUGAUAACUUGGGAACAGGAUAACAACAACAAAAAGUUAAAAAUAAGUUUUGGCGAAAACGAAGAAUCAAUACUACUAAUUAGUAACCUUACAAUUCAAAGAGAUAAACGAUCCGAUAAUGCUACUAAUUAUAACUGUACUGUUAUUAAAGACAGUUAUGACGAUUUCUUGCGCAAACUUUGUUUGAACAAUUUAAAGCGAAGCAUGUCAGAUCCACUAGUGACAAUUGAUGGUAUAGCCGUUCGCAAGUAUAAUGGUUCUGGAUCCUGCCAAGUAGAAAAUCAGACUGUGUACAUUGAGGCUUAUUCUCGUCAGGACGGUACAGUUUUUGGAUGGGAUGUGUUUUUUAAUGUUUCUACACCUUUACGACGUUUGCGGUAUCGCUUUCCAUCUAUGAUGCUUCACACUAGUUCUUUUACAUUAGAAAAUACUUGUUGA
Messenger RNA from Enterobius vermicularis (human pinworm), 825 nucleotides. NCBI's taxonomy places the organism in Eukaryota, Metazoa, Nematoda, Chromadorea, Rhabditida, Oxyuridae. The record is from the annotation of a GenBank genome assembly.